Molecule: messenger RNA, 732 nt
Organism: Eufriesea mexicana
Lineage: Eukaryota; Metazoa; Arthropoda; Insecta; Hymenoptera; Apidae
Gene: Fer1
Product: 48 related 1
Exons: 3
Coding region: 1-732 (243 amino acids)
Biological process (GO): regulation of transcription by RNA polymerase II; developmental process
Molecular function (GO): RNA polymerase II transcription regulatory region sequence-specific DNA binding; protein dimerization activity; DNA-binding transcription factor activity, RNA polymerase II-specific
Source: RefSeq, a predicted model, not a curated record
AUGUAUUCCAUGGACAAUCUUGAAUUAGACAUGAUGAACCGUCAGUACAUGUAUGAGGCACACAGUUUUCUUGGGAAUCCGGCGAUCCCAGCUUUACCGCCGCAUUGUGGAGCACCUACCACAGCUACGCUACCUUCAAUCCCAUCGCAGUUAGCUGCACAUCCUGCUGGAAGUACCGGAAGUACCAGCGGUAGUGAAAUUUAUUUGUACGAUGAAAACAGCAGCGAUAAUGAGAGUGCAUACAGCAGUGAUCAGGAAAAUCACACCAGAGAACGAAGUCAAAGCAACAGAAGAAACGGGACAUCAGGAAAAAGUCCAAGGCAAGCGGUGCAACAAAGACAAGCCGCCAAUAUGAGGGAGAGGAGGCGUAUGCAAAACAUAAAUGACGCCUUUGAGGGCCUCAGGGCUCACAUACCUACUCUCCCUUACGAAAAGAGACUCUCUAAAGUAGAUACGCUAAAAUUGGCAAUUGGUUAUAUAAAGUUCCUAAAUGAACUAGUCAGAGCUGAUAAGGGUAACGAUCCUUUAACGGGAAAUGGCGGUCUCUCAAGAUGUUCCGGUCGAGACGACUCUAAGAAGGUCAUAGUUCGUGGUAGCGAGGGGAAUCCCUUCAUUUUUCAUUCCCUCUCCUGGUCCAGGAAAUCGGACAUCUCCCCGAAUGGGACGAUGUACGCGAAAGUAUGGACCCCGGAGGAUCCAAGAACAUCAAAAAACUGCUCGACAUUCGAAUAA